Molecule: messenger RNA, 453 nt
Organism: Nezara viridula (southern green stink bug)
Lineage: Eukaryota; Metazoa; Arthropoda; Insecta; Hemiptera; Pentatomidae
Source: the annotation of a GenBank genome assembly
AUGAAGUUCUCGAGCACAGUACUGGUUCUGUCUGCGUUGGCAUUCUUGGGGAUAGCGACAGCGCGUCCUAACUAUGUCAACAGUAAUGAGCAGAGCUACAAUGGCGGAAACUUCUGCUUGGGUCGACCGUUAGGAAACGAAAUGUUGCUAUAUCAGACAAUAUUUAAUCAUAGAGGCACCAAUAUAAGACUACCAAAGUCAUGGACCCCUCAAGUCAGGUACGCCUUCUUCGGUAAGGUGACCGUUGACAUCGAUCUUCCCAUGAACAGCCGGAGCGUCGGAGGUACCAUCAGCUACAUCGAGGGACUCAACCAGGCCAGGUGUGAAGGAUCCGUCCGAAUCACCAGAGGAGGAGUGGGCUACGAUUAUGUCACCCUCCACUUCGAGGCAAACUACUGGAGCGACAUCAACUUCAACAUUAGGGUGUACGGAUGUUACAAGGGAUAUUGUUAA